AUGACACAUAGCAGCAUCAACAUCAACAUCAGCAUCAACAUCAACAUCAGCAUCAACAUCAACAUCAGCAUCAACAUCAACAUCAGCAUCAACAUCAACAUCAGCAUCAGCAUUAGCACGGCGAGCCUCCCCGCCCUGAAGUCUCCCCGUCCUGAAUAUUGCCAAGACCGGUUUUUGAAAUCCGACAUCGCCUAUUCCGACCAGCUACGACAACAUGCUGCCGGCCAGCGUCCCCAGUGA
This is a messenger RNA of Colletotrichum truncatum, 240 nucleotides long. RefSeq lists its product as uncharacterized. The record is from RefSeq and is a predicted model, not a curated record. Lineage: Eukaryota; Fungi; Ascomycota; Sordariomycetes; Glomerellales; Glomerellaceae.